CAGCAUAAAAUACUAUUCUAACCCUCCUCGCCCGUCGAAGCUGCCAUCACAUUGCCAAGAAUCCUUCCAAUUUCCUCAAAAUUCAUUAAUCAGGAACCUGUCCUAAAGAAUUUAGGUAACCCAACUCAAAAUUUUGAUUAAAAUUCAAGAAUAUAUUAUGAGGCCGAUGUGGGGCCAAGACAGCCGUGCACCUGUAACCGUCGGAGCCGGAAGUAUCAACUGGUCGGCCAGUGUUUGGUUGCAUAGACGAAAUGGCAGCGUCAGUAGCGAGUUUGUUGGUAAUAGUGCCGAAAGUGAGUAUGACUUGGCUACUAUGGUGAAAGAUUUCUGUGAAAUUGGCAGUGCCGGAGCUGAUAGUUGGUAUAGCAGCGACAGUGAUUCUAGUUUCUCCGACCUCUCUUUCCUCUCCGACAAGAUCUCGAUGUGUAAGCACGCGGACCAGUAUGAAAGUGACUUAAUACUGGUUGUGAAUUCCCUAAUUCUCUCAUUAUCGAAGUCGUCCGACACUUUCAAUGCUAGCUCCAUCCAGUAUUCUCUGGUGAAGUUGUUGCAAUCUUCUGGUUAUGAUGCAGCUGUAUGUGAAACCAAGUGGCAUGGCUUUGGCAAAAUUCCUGGAGGUGAACACGAAUUCAUAGAUGUGAUCAGUGGAUGCUCCGACCGAUACAUCAUUGACAUUGACUUCCGAAGCCACUUUCAAAUUGCGAGAGCUAUCAAAUCCUACAAUGUACUUUUGAAUUCUCUUCCAUCAAUUUAUGUAGGCACCAUGACCAAGCUGAAGCAGUUCCUUCAAAUUAUGGUCGAAGCAGCCAGGUAUUCUCUCCAGCAAAAUUCAAUGCCUCUUCCUCCGUGGAGAUCCUUGGCUUAUUUGGAAGCCAAGUGGGAAUCUCCCCGCGAAAGAAUUGUUGAUCUUCUCGACAGAAGGGACAUCGACAUCUAUCAGGACCACUGCUGUUGGAAACUAUAAUGUAAAGGCAUUUGAAAUAGACAUUUUUGUUACAAAUAUAUUAUUUGAAAAA
This is a messenger RNA of Olea europaea var. sylvestris, 1016 nucleotides long. RefSeq lists its product as uncharacterized. The transcript has 3 exons. NCBI's taxonomy places the organism in Eukaryota, Viridiplantae, Streptophyta, Magnoliopsida, Lamiales, Oleaceae. The record is from RefSeq and is a predicted model, not a curated record. The coding region runs from base 158 to 964 and encodes 268 amino acids.